This is a messenger RNA of Pyrenophora tritici-repentis Pt-1C-BFP, 2178 nucleotides long. RefSeq lists its product as uncharacterized. NCBI's taxonomy places the organism in Eukaryota, Fungi, Ascomycota, Dothideomycetes, Pleosporales, Pleosporaceae. The record is from RefSeq and is a predicted model, not a curated record.
AUGGUACCUAUUUCAGUCCUUGCUCCAGCUGCUUUGGUAGCUGGUGUAGUAGCUUUUCCCGAAGGGAGGCAGUACGCGGUAUCACCUAGCUCAGCACCAUCCUUUUCAACUACCGCUUGCUCCGAAGCUGCCUCGACACUACACCUAGAGGAUGGCCCAUAUGACAAUCAUUUUUACUCAGACUGCCACACCAGCGUCCAUGUCAUUGUUACUAGCCCUCUGCCGAAUAGCAACCUCACUGCCAUUCAACCACGUCUCCUUAUCGCGUGGCCCGCUGGCAACAGCGGUACUCUGGCGUUCUUCGCUCCGGAGAAUGGCCGAGCCGGUUCUCUCAGUAUGAAACUUGAAGGUUCGGGUGAUGAUGGGCAAGUAUUACAAGCGUUGAACGCAGCGGAUUAUGUUGGCAUCUCUGGGAGAAUCACCUUCAAUAACUCUGCCAUACUGACUGUGCCAGUCCUGGGCAGUAUUCGGAGUAUCCGCGACUUGACUGAGGGCGGCAAGAUCAGCCAAGACUUCCAAAACAGCUUCAGGUUGGAUCUUCAAGACGGGCGAGGCUCGAUCAAUCGUACGUGGUUUGACGGUGUUACGACUAUGACGCUCAAGUUUACUCCGCUGGAUGGCACCCAAGCUAUAGUCCUCGACCACGAUGCAGAAUCUCCGUUGAUCUUUGGAGCUGGCACCUACAGAUUUGAAGCUUCCUUCAACUACCCGCAGCUCGAGCAGCUCAGUCCGGUCAACGUACUGGAUAGUGCAGCCUCCGAAUUGAUUCGUGAGAACCCAGACCAGACAACUUCACUGUCUUUCCUUUCAUACUCGGACAAGCUACUUGCCGGUACAUGGCGCUUCUUGACCUACUUCGGCCGCGAUAGCAUGCUCACACUACUCCUGAUGCAGCCAGUGCUGAGUGAAGCUUCCAUUGAGGCUGUAAUCGGAGCUGUGGUGGAGAGGAUCAACCGUACCGACGGAACCGUCUGCCAUGAGGAAGUCUUGGGGGAUUAUUCCCAUUGGCUGAACCUGAAGAUCGGAGUCAACUCUAGCGCGCCAUCAUGCGACUACAAAAUGAUCGACACCGACUUCUUUCUCCCCAUCGUUAUGAAGAGCUACUUUGUUGAUAUGGACUCGGGCAAGAAGCGUUCGGAUACUUUCUUCAACAAGACUGCCACGUUCCUCGCUGAAAACAACGGCCUUAAGUAUUCUCAGUUGGCUCAACUUACUGCCGAGAGAAUCAUGCGCAAUGCUGCACCGUUUGUCAAGAGCCAGGUAGAGGAAAAUCUUAUCCGUCUCAACGCUGACGUCCCAGUCGGCGAAUGGCGUGAUUCAACCAACGGUCUUGGUGGCGGUCGCAUCCCAUACGGUGUGAAUACAGCACUCGUACCUGCAGGGCUGCGAGCCAUUGCUAGUCUCAGCAAAGUUGGAUUCUUUUCAGACCACCCAGACUGGAGCACAGUUGCUGACCAGUACGCGCAAGUUUGGGAAGAUGAGACGCUGCGCUUCUUUAAAGUCACUGUGCCAGAAGCUCAAGCCAAGUCUCUGGUUCAGGACUACGUCUCUAGCGCCAACCUGGGUGUCCCUUCCCACAUCGACAAGAUCGCCGGCGACGUUUCCUACUAUGGUGUUGCCCUCAACGGCACCCUAAACACGCCAAUCGUUCCCGUCAUGAACACUGACGACUGCUUCCGACACUUCCUGCUGAACACCACAAAUGAGACUCAGCUUACCGCAUACCUCAGCCAGACCGCUGAUCAUAUCCUGCAGCCGUUCCCGGUCGGCCUUUUGAGUGAUAUUGGAUUGUUUGUGGCUAACCCUGCAUACUCUGGAAACUCGAGCCUCGCUGGCAACUUCUCACAGGCUGACUACCAUGGCACUGUAGUGUGGAGCUGGCAGCUUGCUAUGAUGGGUGCGGGACUGGCGCGUCAACUCGACCGCUGUAACUCAGACCAUAUCCCAGAUUUUUGCAAAGACACCACAGUCCACAGUAAUGUAGUCUCCGCAUAUAACCAGCUAUGGUCUUCCAUUGACGCCAACCGCGACCAAUUGAGCCAUGAGGUGUGGAGCUGGACCUAUGAUAACGGGUUCAAAGUUACUCAGCUGGGUGAUUUGACAGCGACUGAGAGCAACAUCCGACAGCUUUGGAGCUUGACGUUCCUCGCUGUCAAGAAGGAGGAUUUUGGCGCGUGA